UUUCCGGUGGUUCAUUUCUCACGAACGAACAACAGACGCCCACAGGGUCAUUCGUUAUAUCGCAAAGGUUAACCGGAAGUUAAUCAAAGACGACAGUUUGCUCCAUAUGUUAAAAAACGAUCAGGGUGAAUUAACUUCCGGAGAUAAGCGGAAGUACACUUUUAUUCAUCUUUUGAAGACCAGACAACUGGUGAAAACAACAUUAUUGUCUGCGCUUAACUGGUUGGCCCUUGGCAUGCUCUCGUACGGCAUCCAGUUCGGAAUCCAGGCUCUUUCAGGGAAUAUCUUCCUCAACUGGUUCAUCUUCAGCGUCAUCGGAAUUCCGGUCAGCUUCGGCGCCAUUAUCCUCACCAACGUAAUCGGUCGUCGGUAUACGGUGGUCCUGACGUACGUUAUAGCAACCGUAGGCUGUGUCGUCGUCGGGAUAGUCCAGUUUAUUGAUACUGAGCACCGCGGUGCCCUGACUAACGGGUUCGCUCUGUUCGCCAGUCUGGGUAUCGGCCUCGCCUGGGGCCCCGUUCAGGUGAUGACCCUGGAACUCUACCCCACGGUCAUAAGGAACAUUGGAUACGGUUUCUUGAACACGUUCGCGCGGAUAGGGGCCAUAUUGGGACCACAGCUUGCAUAUCUAGAUCAGCGGGUGCCGGGUGUGAUGUAUUUUGUCUGCGCCGCCGUUAGCUGCUGUUGCAUCCUGGGAACGCUUGCGCUCUCAGAGACCAAGGGGACGGAACUCCAGGACAAGAUAGAGAUGACCAUAGUGCGGAGUGACCGCGCCGUGAACGGAGUGACCCGCUCUGACGAUCAUUUAUAGUAUUGGCCGGUGGAGAUAUUAUAUAUCUGACUCUAUACUUGGACCAUACUAAUACGACGGAAAAAGCUUUCCUGUUCUUGUAACGAACUAUUUAUCCAAGUUGUAUGAAAAUACAUUGUAAAUGAAAGGCGUCGACAAUCAGAGACUUCGUAUUCAAAGUGCAGUAUUUAUAAUUUCGUAAACGAUGCAAG
Dreissena polymorpha is the source of this 1002-nucleotide messenger RNA. Its product is annotated as solute carrier family 22 member 5-like. The transcript is spliced from 6 exons. The record is from RefSeq and is a predicted model, not a curated record. Gene Ontology annotation, molecular function: transmembrane transporter activity. Gene Ontology annotation, biological process: transmembrane transport. Lineage: Eukaryota; Metazoa; Mollusca; Bivalvia; Myida; Dreissenidae. The coding region runs from base 107 to 811 and encodes 234 amino acids.